AAAAUAAACAAAACCCCGAAACCUAACAAAAACAAAGCUUCACACUCUUUCUCUCUCUCUCUUUUAACUAAAACACUACAUUAUCGAUCCUCUCUAUUAUUCUCAAAAAUAGACGCAAAAUCAAAACUCUCUCAAAGCACACAAGAAAGAAAGAAAAAGAAAAAAACCCUAAUGGAAUCGGUGGAUUCCGGGUCACAUCGAUCCGACCCGGUAAAAGGAGACGACCCAGGUCCAUCUUUCGUCUCUUCGCCACCGGCUACACCUAGCAGGUACGAGUCACAGAAGCGACGAGACUGGAACACGUUCUUGCAGUACCUCAAGAACCACAAGCCUCCUCUUGCGUUGUCACGGUGUAGCGGAGCGCACGUGAUCGAGUUCCUCAAGUACCUCGAUCAGUUCGGUAAGACCAAAGUCCACGUGGCGGCUUGUCCUUACUUCGGCCAUCAGCAGCCUCCGUCUCCUUGCUCCUGCCCUCUCAAACAGGCUUGGGGAUCUCUCGACGCUCUGAUCGGACGGCUGAGAGCUGCCUACGAGGAGAACGGUGGACGGCCGGAUUCAAACCCGUUCGCCGCACGUGCGGUUAGGAUUUACUUGAGGGAAGUAAGAGAGACUCAGGCAAAGGCUCGCGGGAUCCCUUACGAGAAAAAGAAACGGAAACGGCCACCAACGGUCACAACCGUUAGAGUUGACGUCGCUUCUUCGAGACAGAGUGACGGCGACGCUUGUAACGUCGGUGCUCCGUCUGUCGCCGUACCGCCUUAAUCAAUAUUAAUUAAUAUAUUAUGUAGUAAUAUUAAUUAUUUAUAGGGUUUUCUUGGUUUUAUGAUAUAUAUACUUAUUAAUAUGUCUGUAUGGAACUCCCUUCACCUUCUCUUGUUCCGUGGUUACUGAUUAUCAAUUUUUGUUGAGUUGAUCGUGAAAACAUAUUUAUAAAAUUAAAACGGAGAAUGGAGAUUUUUUUUAUC
Molecule: messenger RNA, 965 nt
Organism: Camelina sativa (false flax)
Lineage: Eukaryota; Viridiplantae; Streptophyta; Magnoliopsida; Brassicales; Brassicaceae
Product: protein LIGHT-DEPENDENT SHORT HYPOCOTYLS 6
Biological process (GO): response to light stimulus; mRNA transcription
Cellular component (GO): nucleus
Source: RefSeq, a predicted model, not a curated record